AUGUCCGCUCAGAUUAUGUCACUGUUUGGCAGCUUAUCCAGCUCGAAUAUAGACGAACGAGUCUCGGCCGCUACCUCGAUAGUGCAUCAUCUUACUCAAGCCGAAUCGGCUCGACACGACGUGGAUUCCGAAUCAAACGACUGCUCCAAUUCACCUGACCUGAACUACACCCUAAAACGACUCGUGCGUGGAUUAGCCAGCCCAACGCCAGGAGCUCGUCUUGGCUUCUCAAAUGCCUUGUGUGAAAUUAUCAACAGAUUUCCUGGACUAUCCCCUCUAUCAAUAUUCGAGUUGAUCCUAUCGGCCACCCCUUUGCAGAGUAACAUGAAGGCUAGUGAAGAACGUGAUUCCCAGUUCGGAAGGCUGUUUGGCAUCAAAUGCAUUACUCAGUCUGGCGCACUCCUCCGGAAACUUGACACACCCCAGGGGAUACGGAAAUCGACAAACGUCAAUGAACAAUCAACCCUCUUGAAACUCCUGCUUGAGGAACUCUGCGCGCUCGCUCGUCGAGCCCCAUGGCUCUCAGAAAGCGUCGGCUCAGUCAUUGUCUUGGACAUUACCACUCAGAUUUUAGAACAUCCAGAGUCCAGUCUCUCUCAGUCUGGCGCCGUGAACCAAAUCGCUGAAAUGCUGCUCAAGAACGCGGAGACUUUGACGCUUGAACAAAUAUCAUUGGCCAUAUUACUCCAGCAGCACUCUGUCAAACUCGAUUGGCCAUCGAUCCUGUCACAAACUUUCACAAAUAAGCAGAUCCUGAGCGAAGACAACCAUGAAAAGUUGUUUACUAUCUUGAUGAAUGCUGAUGGCAUAUCUUCAUCCCAUUCAGGAGCGAGUGAAGUAGAUACCAAGACAUCAUCACACAAUACCGACCUACCUAUCUGCCCUCAUUUUGUUCACGAAAUCCUCAUAUCAGCCUCUCAGUCGGCGAGCAAGUUCAAUUUGUCCAACUUCUACAAUCAACUAUUUGAACGCUACUACUUCGCUUCGAAAUCCAGUCCUUCUCGUCGAUCACACGGAUUUCUUAUCCUCAACAAGCUUCUAGCGUCUAAGUUCAUUCCAGACCAGGAGAAACCCAAUUUCCUCACAUUGAAUUGUGUCCAUACUCUCAAGGUGCAUCUGACCGCCACAGACCGUUUACUCCACAAGAUGGCACAAUCUGUCGCUUCAACUAUGAUCUCCCAAGUUGAUACAAAGAACGCAAAAGGAUCGGCUCUUGCGAAAAGUUUUGCAACUCGCAUCAGAGCUCUCUCGCCUCAUUUCGAUCACAACACUCAUCAUCAAUUGAUCCGGUCGUUGGUGUCUCGGAUGCUUUCUCCCGAGCUGGAACUGUGGACAGAAGAACUCAUCUCGGCCUUCCAAAAAGGCUCGCCCACAUGGUCUUGUCUUCAACUCGACUCGUCGAGUGAAGCACACGAAUCUCAGUCUCCACCCGAAAGCUUCCGAGAGAUGAUGCUAACCCAACUUUGUAACGUCAUCAACAUCAACACGUCUGCCUCUACGAUUGAUUGUGCCACCUCGAUUCUUCGUUGUCUUACCCUCUGUGCAUUUUUCGGUGAAGUUGCAUCCGACCAAAAUGGGAAGUCCUCCGUACGAAGUGCUGCGCCCGCUGUACACUUCUCCCCCCAGCUACGAGAGCUAUGCAAAGCCCGGCUGUACACCUGCUUGUUGGAACUGAUUGAUCGCACCAAGACGCACUCCUCAGACAGAAAGACACAUCCGAAGACGAGUUCACUGCAUGGCUUCAAACCUUCUGAAGUGAUUAUCGAGAUUGUCAAUUCUCAUGGAAGCUCCCAGCCACAUGAAGGACUCGAAACUUCGGAGUGCAUCAAAUCUAUCAGAAAGAAAUUGACGCAAUUGCGUAGCCGAGCCGCCAGCACAGAGUCCCCAAAACUUCAAAGCAAGAAAGAGGCCCUCGUUUUGCUUUGCGACAUUCUGUGUCUGAUGACGUAUGAUGAGCAAGACGGAUGGACUGAAGCAUUACCAUUGAUUGAAAGGUUGAGAAAAGAUAUUAACACGCUAUUACCACCCGAUGGCGACUUUGCUCAUCAUUUGCAAGCCUUGUCACCAGCAGUGGCGAAUCUUACAGGAUGUCUUUUGUUCUUACUCUCCUGGCCGAUUGCUCUUUUACGGCUGGUUGUGGAAAUCAACUUUGAUUCAUUCUCUGAUUGUGUUGGAGCCCAGAGCCUGCAGCUCCUGAUUGAUCAAAUCAAUCCACCAGAAGAACUUCCAGAGGUUGAAGAUAACGAAGACGACGAGGCCUCAGAUUCGCAAGCCGAAGAAGACGAUGACUCGACGGCCGGAGACUCCAGUGGCCUAGAAGAUUCCGAUUCGGGUGCUGAAUCUGCUGAUGAUAGUGAAUCAGUUGAUGAACAAUUCCGAAAUGAUGUUGCCAUGGCCCUCGGCCAUGCAUUGAGUAAACCAGCUGCAUCUGAUGAUGAUUCUGGCGACGAGUCCGACUUGAUGAACGACGAUGAGAUGCUUGCCUUGGACGCAAACUUGGCUGCCAUAUUCAAGCGACGUACCGGAAAAAAGCUGGCUCGAAUACAUAAUACUCAAGACCUUCACCUCCGCAUGAAAAUUCUAGAGCUCAUUGGAAAAUUUGUCAAACUUCAUCCAGCACCAGCCACGCGUGCUCGCUUAAUUAAGCCCCUUUUGGAACUCAUUGGUAAAACCAACUCGAGCGAAGCAGUUAUGAAAAAGAAAGUCAUCAAAAUCCUGGAAGAUACCACACGACUGUCAUGUAAUCAGUCGGAGCGAAGUAUCCCCGGAGAGCCUCUCUUGGCCGCUGAAGCAUCUGAAAUCAUCGCGGCAGUACAUCUGGUCGCACGAACUUCGCCUGCAGUGGACACCGCGGAAUCCUGUGCGAAAUGCAACUUGUGGCUAAUCGAAAUGAUCCAUUCCAGCACCAGUUCCUUCGUUUUGGAAUCCGAACGUCAAGAAGUGCUGAACAAACUCGUCGAAGCUCACGAAGAGGGUUUGAGAAACUUUUGCUCGAAACGAUCAUCUAAACUUCGACCGACAUUUUUUUCUGCGGUUUUUAAACGAUUCCCAGCCUUCAGUUGGCUCUUGAGGGAUGUCGCCCUUCUCAUGCCUCUCGACUCGUCUACUGUCAACGCUUAUCGCCGCGAGCAAGUACUAGAUCUAGUGUCGAUGCUGAUAAACAGAUAUCCCAAGUCGCCAUCACUGCUAGAUUUUGACGCCUACGUGUGUAAGCUCAAGGAGGCUAUUCUCUCGCUCAAGGAAGUUAUUGUUACAAGCAACUCUGAAGAAGAAAUUUCAAAGGACCGCCAGGUAGCGCUGAAGAGCUUGUGCGACUUGAUCAAGAUUAUGAACAGUGCACUCCGCAAGCGUCUGAAGAUCGGUUCGAGUGAGACGGAUAGUUCCACAAUAUGGUCUGACACAGACAUCAAGGCAUUGAGCGAACUUGCCGCCGAAAUCCCGUCGGCUCCUCAGUCCAGCACUGUCAUAAAACUGAUAGAAGGACUUGUGCAGUUCGUGGAGAAAUCGAAAAGCUCUCAAGUCAAACUACCUGACCAGCCGAAAGGGCUCAAGCGGAAGGAGGCCCCAUCGACUGCCCCUGCCACCGAGGCUCAGCCGCUGACAAAGGAAGCCGAAACCACGGAGCUAUCAGCCCCCGUGACAAAUGGAAAACAAAGAAAAAAGAGCAAGAAGAAUCGCAAGAAAGAAGCAACCAACGAGUGA
This is a messenger RNA of Puccinia triticina, 3702 nucleotides long. RefSeq lists its product as uncharacterized. Bases 1 to 3702 code for a protein of 1233 amino acids. Gene Ontology annotation, molecular function: transcription factor binding; rDNA binding. NCBI's taxonomy places the organism in Eukaryota, Fungi, Basidiomycota, Pucciniomycetes, Pucciniales, Pucciniaceae. Gene Ontology annotation, cellular component: nucleolus. The transcript has 6 exons. Gene Ontology annotation, biological process: regulation of DNA-templated transcription. The record is from RefSeq and is a predicted model, not a curated record.